AUGGGCCUUCAUCUCAUGCAGCACAGCUGUCUUGACCACGUACCUCCACGUGACGGAAGUGAUGAUGGAAAGCCAACACUCGCAGAACUGAACCGGCGCUCGGGCGAAGUGCUGCAGAGAUUCACGGGCUACGACGUGAGCGCACUUCGGAGCCGCUGUCAGUACAGCAAGCUUCUCCACUUGCCUCGGGCUACGCGAGCCAGGACUGUAGGGCGAACAGUGCCCAAGGACUGCGAAGUUGGUGCCCACGGUGCCAGGACAGCGAAGGAGCUGAGAAAGCUCUCCUUCCCACAUGCCAAAGCAGAAGCCCUGCUGGCAAAGCAGAAUGCAAGACAGCGACGUAUUAACGUGGCACACAAGAAAGGCCUGCGCAGAAAGACGUUUCGUUGUGGCAAGGGCAAAGGAGGGUGCCAGCUAGAUAUGGACUGUCGGUAUGACAGUGUCUACGAUCCUGAUUUGGGUUUAGAGGAUUUAGGGUUCGAUGGAUACCGCCGCGGUGGAUACCGCCAGCAGAAUCCCCAGCCAAAGGUACCAAUUGCAAAUUUUGCAAGGUCUUGGACUCAACAUCCAGUCCUUCCACACCGCCAACGCUUCGAGCGCUGGUAUCGCGCCGUAGAACUUGCAGAGGAGACCGCCCGACAUUUCAGACCUCUGCGAGACAAUUCUGGUUUCCAGGCCUUGCUUGACGAGGCGCUUCAGCGAUUAUCCUCUGAGGAUGCUUUCGAUGCUCUCCGCAUCCGGUUCCUGCACAGGCAUGGGGGGAACGUACUGCGGAGCUUGAAGCAGGGAGGGGGCGUGAAAAUUCAACGUCUGUUACCAGCACCGCUGUCCGGCCAUGCUCGCAGCCGAUUUCUGCAAACCUACUGCGGUGGAAAAGGUGGCGCCCUGCGGCCAACGCUCCAUGGCACCAAUGUCAACAACCAUGCAUCCAUAUUUGAGCGUGGCUUGCUCAUCCCUGAUCCAGCCACAAACGGGCUGACAGUAGUCCAUGGAUCUGCACAUGGUCUUGGGGUCUACAGCGCUUCUGUGAGCAACCCUUGUUUGGCUCUUGGCUUCGUUCAAGGGCACGGCCAGGCUGCAGUGCUGGUGUGUGGCGUGGUGGAUGACACAAGCUGCCUGGCCAUGCCGCAGCAGUACUGUGGCAGGAUGUGCAGGCGAGAGUCCAGCAACAUUCGGGUGGUUGACGACGCAGUGAUCGCAUUGACGUCCGACCGCAUUGCUCCACUCUUCAAGGUUGACUACGUGCAGCGGACUCGCCAGUCUGCCGCGCCUGUUGCGAAGAAGGCAGGCAGUCAUCCGAGGCCGCAGCCGAAGCGCAAGACAUGCAACAUAUACACAUGCAACAUAUUUCAGUCUGCUGGGGAGCUGGAGUUCUUCAAGUGUCCUUGGCAACUCUUGCUGCGCAAGCCCUUUUCGCGCAUCUCGCCGGGCGCGCUGCGGCGCGCGAAGAUGGAGUGGGCCUCCCUAAAGCACCAUAGUUCCAAAUGGCUUAAGGCGCAUGGCUAUUGGAACGCUGCCGCCGCCAAGGCCUUCUGA
Messenger RNA from Symbiodinium natans, 1536 nucleotides. The record is from the annotation of a GenBank genome assembly. NCBI's taxonomy places the organism in Eukaryota, Dinophyceae, Suessiales, Symbiodiniaceae.